Toxorhynchites rutilus septentrionalis is the source of this 4563-nucleotide messenger RNA. RefSeq lists its product as uncharacterized. Bases 1 to 4563 code for a protein of 1520 amino acids. Lineage: Eukaryota; Metazoa; Arthropoda; Insecta; Diptera; Culicidae. The transcript is spliced from 4 exons. Gene Ontology annotation, molecular function: nucleic acid binding. The record is from RefSeq and is a predicted model, not a curated record.
AUGAAUAAUAGCUUGAGAGAGCUUUUGAAACGGGAACGGAGGCUACGUACCACGAUGGACGCAGUCUUCAGUUUCGCGAAUAAUUUCAGUGAGGAGAAUGAUGAAGAUCAAAUAGAAAUUCGAUUAGAACGACUAGAAGAUGCAUUCAAAGUGUUCUGUGAAGUGCGAGAAAAGAUUGGUUUGAUAAUGGAUGAAACUGCCGAAGACGAAGAUGAAAGAUCUGAGGAAACAACGACUGUACGCCGAGCAAGAUUGGAGGCUGCAACGCAGAAACGAGAAGCUGAAGAUGCCGCGAUUCUCACAGAGGUCGAAGAUUUGUACUGCCGUACCAAGGCCUUACUAGUGCAGUACCGGACGAAAGACACCAAGGAAAAUCACCCACAAUCAGCGCCAGUUACCACGAUGUCAACGAUAAAACUUCCAGAGAUCAAACUACCACUCUUCGCUGGAAGACUACACGAAUGGGUCACCUUCAGAGAUGCCUUCAAGAGCCUCAUUCACCAGAAUGAAAGACUCUCGGAACAAACCACAGACCAACACGUACCCCACACCAACCUCAUCGCACUUCCUGCGCACAGUAGUAUACCUACGUGUCAAAUUUUACUAUCUACCGCUAUUGUGCGCGUAACUGAUUGCUACGGUAACGAAAACCUCGUGAGAGCCUUGUUGGAUUCCGGCUCUCAACAUAGCUUCAUAACAGCAACUUGCUGUCGCAAUCUCAAACUGAAAGAGUUUCCAAACCAGAUGGUAAUACAAGGAAUCGGAACCCAUCGCAGUUCAUCUAAAGGAGUUGUGAAAGUGAACAUCAAACCUCGAAUGAUACCAAUCUCCAAUUUCAACGAAGAAAUUUACUUCAACGUUCUUACAAAACUCACUAUUCCCCUACCAUCUCAAAGCUUCGAUGUGAGUUAUUGGAAUAUUCCAGAAAACAUAAAUUUAGCAGACCCAGGUUUCUUUGAAAGCGGAGAGAUUGAUAUGAUCAUAGGAGCAGAAUUCUUCCUAGAUCUAUUGCAAGAUGGGAAAAUGAAAUUGUUCGACACUGGUCCGAUCAUCCAGAACACCUCACUCGGCUGGAUUGUUUCUGGGCCACUGCUAGAUCCACACGACCUGACAGCAACGACCGUUUCAUACGCCUGUUCGACAGCCGAACUUCAAGAUCAACUAAGCAAGUUUUGGGAACUGGAAACAUGCUACGUGAAAAGUACCAAUUCAAUCGAAGAAUCCGCGUGUGAGGAAAUGUUUAAUCAAACGACAACUAGAGAUGACAGUGGACGUUUUCGAGUAAGUUUCCCAAAGAAACACGGCGUGAUCGAAAGGCUUGGAGAUUCAAGACGAAUUGCAGAGAAACGUUUCGCCGUCAACCCACAGCUUAAAAAGUUGUACUGUGAUUUCAUUUCUGAAUAUCGUUCCAUGGGUCACAUGGUUGAAGUCGAUGAAAGCGAUAUCAGUGACGUAGCAUAUUACAUGCCGCAUCAUGCAGUGUUGCGGCCAGAUUCUACAACAACGAAGCUACGUGUUGUUUUCGACGCGUCUUGUCGAACCACGUCAGGACUAUCACUCAACGAUGGCUUGAUGGUUGGGCCAACUGUGCAGGACGAUCUCAUGUCAAUAAUUUCACGUUUUCGCAUGCAUCAGGUGGCUAUAACAGCAGAUAUCGUCAAAAUGUAUAGGAUGGUCAACGUACAGAAAGAAGACCAUAGACUGCAAAGAAUCCUCUGGAGACAAAAUCCUGGUGAAAUGCUACGAGCUUUCGAGCUCACCACCGUAACGUACGGGACCGCUUCAGCUCAUUUUUUAGCAACACGAUGUUUGCAACAGCUCUCAAUCAAUGGAGAAUCUUCGCAUCCAAUUGCUGCAAAAAUUCUACGAAACGAUUUUUACGUAGACGAUCUAAUCACGGGGGUAGACGAGCCUGAGGAAGGAAAGCGUUUGGUAAUCGAAAUGAUUGAUCUUCUCAACACCGCUGGGUUUAUACUGAGAAAAUGGAAUUCAAAUUGUGAAAGUGUUAAAACUGAAAUUCCCGACGAUCUUCGAGAUGAUCGAAGCUUGAUUGCAAUUGAUGCAUCAUCCACCGUGAAAACUUUGGGUCUCACAUGGGAUCCGGUCAACGAUUGUUUCACAUUUUCAGUCCCAAUGUGGAACGAAUCUCCGAUUAUUACCAAGAGGAUAGUUUUGUCUGACGCUUCGAAAUUGUUUGACCCUUUAGGUCUCAUUGGUCCUGUUAUAGUGCAGGCAAAAAUUUUUAUGCAAAAAUUGUGGACGAUAGACAGUAAUUGGGAUGACCCGCUGUCGGAAGAUCUCCAAGAGUACUGGAGCGAAUACCGGAAAAAUCUCACCUCAUCAAAGACAUUUUCCAUUCCGCGUUGGAUCGGAUUCAAACGCAAUUGCGUCGACGUUCAAUGGCAUGGCUUUUGUGACGCAUCUGAGAAGGCGUACGGAGCAUGCAUCUAUCUGAGAUGUUCACAAUUAGAUGGUUCAAUCACUAUUCAACUGAUGACUUCUAAGUCACGAGUAGCUCCUCUAGACGAGACCAGAAGGAAACGAAAGAAGCAAUCGAUUCCUCGACUGGAGCUAUCAUCUGCCCUUUUGCUCAGUCACCUUUUCGACAAAGUUCAUCGUAACAUUCCUGUCACAGAAAAGGCGUAUUUCUGGACAGAUUCCACAAUUGUGAAGUGCUGGUUGGCAUCUAGUCCAUCGCGUUGGCAGGUGUUCGUCGCUAAUAGGGUGUCAGAGAUCCAACACCUGACAAAACAUGGUGUAUGGAAUCACGUUACGGGAACGGAAAAUUCCGCUGACAUUCUCUCUCGUGGGAUAACUCCUCAGGAGCUGCAGAGACAACACAGCUGGUUCAAUGGCCCAGCAUGGCUGCAUCAACAUCCGAUCAACUGGCCAAAAGAGGCACAUUCAACGGUUGAAUAUUUUGAUUCUGCGAUUUUGGAAGAAAAAGUCAGUGUGUCAAUGGUUACACAGCAUUCUUGCCGGAACGAUACAUUUUAUCUACGAUCCAGCUUCCCGAAACUGGUUCGUUUAAUAGCUCUCAUCCGCCGGUUUCGUCAUAAUGCUCAAGAAAGGCAUCGCUAUUGCCGAAUUGGCGGACCGAUAAAUUCCAACGAGUAUGAAAUAGCCAUCGAACAUCUUGUUAGAUUAUCACAGCAGGAAUCUUUUCACCGAGAAUAUCUCAACUUAGCGAAGAACAAACAAGUGGAACAUUCAUCGAGAAUUCGUUCCUUAAAUCCACUGCUACAAGAUGACAUAAUAAGAGUCGGGGGGCGUCUUAGACACGCCUCAGUGUCAGAAGAUCGGAAGCAUCCUAUAAUUCUGGACAAUCACCAUCCAUUGUCUAAGUUGAUCCUCGACUAUUAUCACAUCCAGUUGUACCACGCAGGACAACAAAUGCUUAUCGCCAGUGUUAGAGAGAGAUUUUGGAUCACAAAUAUCCGAAAACUUGCUCGGAAGGUAAGCCAUAAGUGUGUGAUUUGUUUUCGGGCCAAACCUCGAGCUACUGAACGACUGAUGGGAGAUCUUCCCCCAGAACGUGUCACUCCAGCUCCACCAUUCCUCAGGGCAGUUCAUUUAGAGCUAGUAGCCGACUUGACCACCGAAGCGUUUUUAGCUGCUCUAAAGCGUUUCAUCGCACGGCGCGGAAAACCCAUUACUAUGAUGUGCGACAACGCGAAGAACUUCGUUGGGGCAAACCGUGAGCUCAAGGAGUUGAGAAAUCUGUUUUACAAACAGCAAUUUCAAAAUUCAGUCGUCAAGGAAAUGGCAGAAGAUCGAAUCGACUUCAAAUUCAUCCCAGCUCGAUCUCCGAAUUUCGGUGGGCUCUGGGAAGCUGCUGUCAAAUUAUUCAAGGGCGCUUUUAAAAGAACGAUCGGCACAAGAGUUCUGCAGUACGACGAAAUGCAUACGGUGCUUACGCAAGUCGAGGCGAUUUUAAACUCGACACCAUUAACUCCUUUAAGCAAUGAUCCGGGCGACUUUGAGGCCCUCACCCCAAGUCAUUUUUUGGUGCAAAGACAACUAACAGCAGUUGCUGAACCUGACCUAGAAUCUGUUCCAACCAAUCGAUUAUCACUCUGGCAAAGAGCCCAAAACUACAUCCAAUUGGUGUGGAAAAAAUGGACCACACUUUAUCUGUCCGAUCUUCAUAAUCGGACAAAGUGGACCAAGCAACGCAACAAUAUAGCUAUUGGAACCAUGGUCAUUUUAAUGGACGAACGAUUACCACCGCUAAAGUGGCCUCUUGGCCGUGUUACAGAAAUACUUCGUGGAUCUGAUAACAACAUUCGGGUCGUGACGAUUCGCACACAAGGAGGAACAUUCAAGAUUCAAGCGAUUUCCAAGGAGCAUCCACCAUCCACCAGCGAAAUCGAACGUACCAGCAGACGAGUUUACCUUACACCAGCCACCAGCCGAUAUAAGGAGAAGAGUUCCAAUUCCGAGUACCACAGGAUUUAUAUGGCUCUCGCAGAGACACAGGAAACGCAGCAUAUCAAGGGCACCCAAACAGUACAACUGCAAAUGCAGUUCCUCAUCAGCAACAUCGAGUUAUAUUGUAUAUGA